AUGGUCGCCAUAUUUCCCUACCUGGAUACCACCUGGUGCAUUGCCACCAAAUGGACGCGUCAUAUGGGUUUCUGCAUCACCUACACCUCACUGCUCAUGAAGACCUGGCGUGUCUCCUUGACAUAUCGCGUCAAGUCGGCGCAUAAGAUAAAGCUCAAUGACCAGCAGCUGCUGCAGUGGAUGGUGCCCAUCUUGCUCGUAAUGCUCAUCUAUCUGGGCACCUGGACAAUUUCCGCCACGCCCUACGCUGAGGUGAUCUACGAUCAGAAUCACCUGAAGUUCAAGCAGUGCUCGUACAAUUGGUGGGAUCACAGUCUGGCCAUAGGAGAGGUCCUGUUCCUCGCCUGGGGCAUUCGCGUCUGCUACAACGUGCGCAAUGCAGAGAGCCUCUACAACGAGGCUCGUUUGAUCUCCUAUGCCAUCUACAAUAUAGCCAUUGUGAAUAUUGCCAUGGUGGCUUUUCAUGUAAUGCUCUUUCCAAAUGCUGGACCCGACUACAAAUACAUGCUGGGCUUUGUGCGCACCCAAUUAUCCACCACGACGACCAUUGCCCUGGUCUUUGGCCCGAAGAUCGCGCGCGUCCUGAAGGGCCAGGGCGACAAGUGGGAUCAGAAGGCCAAGGUGCGCAGCAUCACAGCCUCGUUCUCGCUCAAUGGCGUGGGCCUGGUGCCCGAAGAGUCGCCCGAUCUGUACCAGGAGAACGAGGAACUCAAAGAACAAAUCCAGAAGCUGGCGCAUCAAAUCGAGUUCAUGAAGACUGUGCACAUGCAGAUGAACAACCGACAUCUGAAGCCAAAGCCUGGCGGCUACUUUACCAUCACGUCAACCUCAUUCCAGGCGCCCUACAGCAAGAGCACGGUUUCCACGGCGCAAACACAGACCGGCAAGGAUGAAGGUUUGACCGGCAAUGCGACGCCUCUGAAGUGCAAAUCGCCGAAGGGCAAACAUGGAAGGGAGGUCGUGGAUAAUGCAAUUGAUUUUAGUUUCUACCAACAAGCAGACGAGCAGCAGCAGCGGCGGGAAUGGCAGCAGGAUGAGCUGGGACUGGAGCUGGGCAACGAUUCGGAUUUGCUGCGGCAAUUCCAUCGCAUCUUUGCGCCCAUUGUGGAGGACAGCUUGCAGCUGUACUACGAGCUGAACAGCAAAUUCGACGAUGAUGCAGUGCAGCAUGUACGCAUACAUCGCACUGUCGCCGAGCUGAACGAGUUGACCAGCAGCGAAGAGGAGACGCUGAUGACGCAGCUGCAGAACUUGGUGGAGUCACUGGCCGAGGGGAAGGGAUGGUAG
Messenger RNA from Drosophila arizonae, 1287 nucleotides. Its product is annotated as putative G protein-coupled receptor CG31760. The record is from RefSeq and is a predicted model, not a curated record. Gene Ontology annotation, cellular component: membrane. Lineage: Eukaryota; Metazoa; Arthropoda; Insecta; Diptera; Drosophilidae. Gene Ontology annotation, biological process: G protein-coupled receptor signaling pathway. Gene Ontology annotation, molecular function: G protein-coupled receptor activity.